Molecule: messenger RNA, 1672 nt
Organism: Elaeis guineensis (African oil palm)
Lineage: Eukaryota; Viridiplantae; Streptophyta; Magnoliopsida; Arecales; Arecaceae
Source: RefSeq, a predicted model, not a curated record
AGUACUGAAAGAUGUGGAACCUCAAAGAUCGCAUGGUUUCAUUUCCCAAAUUCACAAGUUUCCGUCCUCUUCUUCACCUGACUCCUCCUUCAACCCUCUUGGUUCUCUUUCUUCCGUUUCUUCGAUGCCAUUCCAUCAGACCUCCGCCGUGUCUCCGUUGGGUACCAUCCGCCUCGCCUUCCGGCGACAUUCCCGCCGCCGGCACUUCCUCUGGGCGCCAUCUUGCGGUCCUCUCCCUUCUAAUUCUGGCCCAGGUGCUCACGGGCUCACCCAACUCGGGCCGGGCCGGGCCGGAGCGGGGCUGAGGGCGCCCCAGCGCCGACCCCCGCCCAUUUCCAGCCCUAGCCAAUGAGUGGUAGUGCUCUGUCUCCCAGUCUCCGUUCCCUUGCGUUCCUUCAUCCUGCUGGUAAUCUCCGUCUCGUCUUCUUCGGCACAUUGGUGUGGCCUCGCACUCCUCCAUAUACAAAAAUGGAGAGGCUUUUGAUUGUAUUGUCAGAAUCAGUUGAUUGAAAUGAAAUCUUUCAAGACCAUUGAGGAUCGAGGGAGCAAGUCUCAAGUAUAUGGUUCUACAGCAAACACAUUAUUAUCUCAAUUAGAUAAUGAAGUCUACAGUAUAUAGUGUGCUUUCUACGCUAGCUCCUCUUCACUAUGAUAACCUUACAUACUGUCACAAGCAAUCCUUAAAGAUAUUUAAUAGAUUUUCUGGUCAGUUUAAAAGUUUUCAUUCUCAUAUGGGGAACAAUCCAGUUCAUUUGGAAAAGAGAAUGGUUGAAGGACAGUAUCUUCCUCCUUGGUUCAGUGUUGCUCCAAUGAUGGACUGGACAGAUAAUCACUAUAGGACUCUUGCUCGACUCAUAUCCAAACAUGCAUGGCUUUACACAGAAAUGGUUGUGGCGGAAACCAUCGUUCAUCAAAGGAACAACUUGAUAUGAGUACUAUUUUGCCUUGCUGCGUGACUUCCCAGAAGUACAGUUUACUAUAAAUGGAGGCAUCAUUGGCAUUGAUCAGGUAAAUGCAGCCCGAAGACAAGGAGCCCAUGGAGUCAUGGUUGGUCGUGCUGCUUAUAAUAACCCAUGGUCCACUCUGGGACAUGUUGAUAGUGCAGUAUAUGGUGUCCCAAGUUCUAGUCUUUCACGUCGCCAGAUCCUUGAAAAUUAUCAGAUAUAUGGUGAUUCUGUUUUAAGAAAAUAUGGACCUGGCAAACCGGGCAUUAGACAACUGGUCAAGCCAUUACUGAACCUAUUUCAUUCAGAACCUGGAAAUGGUUCGUGGAAACGCAAGGCUGAUGCUGCAAUGUGCCAUUGCAAGACAAUUGAAUCUUUUCUUGAAGAGACCUUGGAUGCCAUCCCUGUUGUUUUGGAUUCAACCCUAGACAGAAGCCCAUCAGAUUGGGAAGGGAGUUUUGCUGAUAUUGAUGGCGUGUUACCUCCUCCAUAUAAAUCUAGUUUACAGCAGUCAGUGAGUGCUGAUGAUCCUGUAAAAUUAUCAGCUUGUCUGUGCGUGCCAUCUUGAACCUUUGAUUUAUAAUAUAUCUUAGGCAUGCAUUUGUAAUUUAAAUUUUAUAUAAUCAUUUGAUAUGCUCGCAAAGGUGUAAACAAAAAUUGUGUUCUGGACACAUUUUUGUAAUAUCCUCAUUUAAUAUGGUAAACAUGGCCAUAAGAAAUUUAGCCAU